UAGUAGUAGGUGGGUGUUCGCACAAACCGCGUGUGUACGAUAGUUUUGAGGCGGAUUAGCGUGCAGUGUUGCGUGAAAAGCAGGCUUCACAUUGGCAAAGAGCUAGCCCAAUUUAUGCAACCGAAAAUGAGAAAGAACUCGUUUCAAUUUACAUAAGACGCGCGUGUAGCUUCGAGGGUCACCCGCAGUGUGUCUCUGGGUUUCGAUACGACAGCCGCUUUGUUUUCGUAACUAUUUUUCGAACACUCGCCGGUCAGUGAACAUAUCGCAAUGUGUUUGAGACAAGUUUUACUUCUAACGGUCGUGGCGCUGGCUGCCUCCUUCGGGGUGUGCGACGCGAAAAUUGCGCCUGACUUCAUACACCCUUGCAACACAACAGAAAAGGCUUGCCUCAUCAAAGCUACGAGAGAUGCUAUCCCGGACUUCUCGAAAGGUCUUCCUGAGCUGGGAGUGCCUUCACUGGACCCCUUCAUCAUUGACGAGCUCCCCAUACAACUGCCAGGAGUCAAGGUCACCUUUCUGGAGGGAAAAGUCACCGGGCUGAGAAAAUGCGAAGUUUUGAAUGUCGAGGCUUACGUGGAGAAAAAUAUCUUCCUACUUGAGGUGAAGUGCAACAUCACAAUCAAAGGAAAAUACACGGCGGUUGGCAGGCUACUGUUGUUCCCGAUCAACGGAGAAGGAGACUCCAAGAUUAAAAUCACGAAUUCCGUCAUCAAGUUGAACAUCAAAACGAAAUAUUUCAAGGACGCAGAAGGCCGUGAUCACUUCGGUAUCAAGAACUACAGAUACACCUUCGACUAUGGAGAGAAGAUCCACUACGUCAUCUCUAACCUCUUCAAAGGCAAUGCUGAAUUAAGUAACACCGUUCUACAAUUCUUAAACGAAAACUGGAGAGCUGUGACAGAAGAAUUCGGCAAACCAGUCGUCGACUACGCUAUGAACGUAACGAUUGAAACAGCAAAGAAAUUCUUCGACGCAGUACCAUAUGACGAGCUACUCUACGUACCUAUUCCUAAGUACUAGCUUAUAGUUCUAGUGUAAUCAAUAAAGUACCUCAAAUCACACAUGUUGGCUUGCCUACCGAGAGAACUGUUAAUACAAAUAUUUGUAUUAAACUGAAUACUGUUAUAGAAAAAUGAACGUUCAAAUGUAGGAAGAAUAUUUUUUCAAAAACGUCGAAAUUUUAUUUAAAAAUAUCAUAAAUUUAUAUAUUUGUUACUGUAUCCUAAUUUAAUGGUAAUUUUAUGAAAAUGGUGAAGAUAAGAAAAUACAGCAAAAUCUAAAAUUCAUUCGUAAAGGAUAAGUAAAAUAUUUGUAAAGUUAAUAAAAUAUCAGAUAUUGUUCCAAGUUAUAGAAUGUCGAAUCCUUUAUCCGUAAGUAGGUAUAACUUUUCCAGUAGGAUAACUAAACUAAUCUUCUGGAUCAGAAUCGAUGCAGACGGACUGUACGGUGAACAUAACUUAUAAAUUGCUAUGGCAACGUCUAGCGCGGAUGUGCCGGUCUGGUAACGUAGUUCUAUAGGAAUUAAUACAAAACAAGAAAUGAGAUGGUCCAGUCGCUGAGAUUCUGAUCCAGGGAAUGUGUAUGUUUAAAUUCCUCUGAAAACUUUCUUAAAUUGCAUCACGAGAAUGCAAAUUGUUGACCUUUGUUAUUUGUUACAAUGAAACAAGCAAAGACACCCUUGGUAGGCAAAGAACAUGUUUGUAAUCAUUCAGUUACCAUAGUUCUAAGGUAAAUAUUCCAUAAAUUAAAGAGGAUAUUAUUAAAUAGUCUGUAAGAACAAUUAUUGGUUAUAAGGACAAUCAUAAUUUAAGGAUACAUACUUUUUAAUAAGCAAGAAAUACUGUUGGUUGCUUUAUAACUUCUGAAAGUUAUAAUUUGCUUAUAAUAUAAUGUGAUACUUCUAUAAACACAUUGAGCAAGAAGAUGUACUGGUACAAUUAGAAGGAGAAAUAAAUACAUUUCAUUACU
Molecule: messenger RNA, 1971 nt
Organism: Pectinophora gossypiella (pink bollworm)
Lineage: Eukaryota; Metazoa; Arthropoda; Insecta; Lepidoptera; Gelechiidae
Product: circadian clock-controlled protein daywake-like
Exons: 5
Coding region: 271-1023 (250 amino acids)
Source: RefSeq, a predicted model, not a curated record